AGAGAGGAGCGUCCGCACUUUGCGCACACGCUGUGUACUUUCAGUUCUUUUCCAGAGCGCGCCGUGAACACUUUACCAUUAUGUACCAGAAUGUUUAGCAGAGAAGAUCAUCUUAAGUUCUAGACUAAAUAACUUUUCACCGUUUUACCUGGGGAAAUAUGUGUUUGAACUGACAGAGGGAGUGCGCUCCUCGGAGCUCGGCAGGAUCAGUUCAUGGAUCAGUAAAGGGUUUUACAUUAGAACAUACAGCCGGUGGAGGAGAGACUAAACUUCGUGGUUUGGAGCAAUGGAGAAAAUCGUGUUGUCGACAUGGAUCCUUUUGUGUCUGUUUCUGGCAUCAGCGUGGACGCAGAGGGCAUCACCUGAAGGAGUGCUGAACUGUUGCGAAGGCGAUGUCCUCUUUCUCCUGGAUUCCUCUGGAAGUGUCUCUUCUUAUGAACACUCACGCCUGCUCUCAUUCCUCUCCGAUCUGCUGCUGCCCUUUUCUUUGGGUGAAGACCAGGUCAGGGUGGGACUCCUCCAAGUGGGCACCCAGCCAAAAGUGGAGUUUGACUUUAGCUCCCACUACUCCCAGACCAGCCUGCAGGGGGCGGUGAGAAACACCCGGCCACUCCGAGGAGAUACUAACACAGUAGAAGCACUGAGGAUAGCCGCAGAGACCGUGCUCCGACCAGGGAUCCCCGGAGGAGCCAGGAAGGAGCUCCCUAGGGUGCUGGUGUGGUUGACAGACGGGGUGAAGCCUGGAGAUGUAACAGGGCCCAUGGCUGCACUGAGGGAGGAGGGUGUGGCCGUGCUGGUGGUCUCUACUGGACAUGGGAACUAUCAGGUGCUCAGGGAUGUGGUGACGCCCCCUAUUGACCAACACUUGUACUUUGUGGAUAUUGAUGACCUCAGUAUCAUCACAGAGGAUCUCCGCAAUGCCAUUAUAGAAAUUAUCCGAGCUGAAAGAAUGACAGCACGGGACAUCUCUACCAAUUCUGCUACACUGCAGUGGCGCCCUGUGCUCACAGGCUUAAAUGGCUUCUAUGAGAUUCGCUUUGGUCCAGCGCCCACUGGAGGGGCUGGGAGUGGUACUGGGGGUCCUGGGACCAGCCCUAGUGUUGGUGGUGGUCAGUACCAGAGGUUUACUCAGUCCGCAGACUCCAGCACAGCCAGGCUAACAGGACUCAAGCCUGACACGACAUAUGUGGCCACCCUGACCCCUGAGUCUAAUGAGCAGGCUUUCAACACUCUGUCUGUCACCUUCACCACCAAACCAGAGGUGCUGAGCCCGGCUGUGAUAUCCAUCUCUGAGCUAUCGUCAAACAGUGUGAAGAUAAACUGGGGCCCUCUCCAGCCUGACCGUGUCAUCAGUUACUACAUUGAAUAUUCUACUUUACCCAGUGGAAAACUCAAUGCUGUCACCGUCAGCGGGACCCAAAACUCCACUGUGCUACGGAACCUCCAGCCAGACUCCACCUACCUGGUCACCGUGAGCGCCAGACACUCCUCUGGCACAGAGAGGGCCAUGUCAGUCAAAGUGUGCACAGAGGAAGUGACACCAGCGUUGUCGGACCUGCAGCUGACCACAGUGGGCAGUGACUCGGUGCAGGUGGACUGGAGGGGGGCUGGUUCUGGACUCAGAGGGUACUGGCUCACCUGGGAGGACCAACAGAACUCAAUAUCAGCUCAGCGCUCUACCAUGUACCUGCCCCCUGAGUCUCUGUCUACACGCCUAUCCCACCUGCCCCCACUGGCCCGAGUCUGUGUGUCUCCCAUCUAUCGUACUGCCCGGGGGGACGGGCUCUGCUGCACUGCACAAUUUCACUCAGAUGCAUUGUCCUAUGGCUAUCAGUCGUAGCAGCCCUGAGUCUGCGCAUGCUUCUGCCCAAACAUGGGUGGACGGAGGGUGGAGAAGAAUGUUGACUUUCCUCUAUAAUUCUCUCUCCUGCCUCUCCCCGUUUGUGGACAUCACCCAGAGACUUGCAGCCAGUUUAUAAGCAGCGUGCACAUGGAGGCCAUAGACACUAAAGGGAUAGGCCUGGAAUAAUAUGGCCAUGUGUUGACUGUUGAAAAAACUCAUGAUUGACUGGCUGUUUGCUUUUCCAUUGCAUCUGGUCUACACCUGUAUUGCAUUCAUUGGAGGAAAAAUGUUACUAUGCACAUUACUGGUGGUUUUGUUGGGAGUGUAGAAUGUAUCAAGAACCAUAUGUGUAUUGCAACAUAUGUUUUGCAAACUGUUCCCAUUUUAAUGAAUUUCUACUGAAAUAAUCACUCUGUUGACACUAUUUUAUUUACAUUGGAUAUUUGUGUGUAUGUUAGAGGGGUUCAAAAUAACAGAAGCUCUAAGAAAAUUACUUACAGACAUACCACAUUCUCUUCAAGUAGGCUAUGACACACAUAUGUCCAACUAGGUCUGUAAUCAUGGCUUUACACUGAUCAAGGCUUUUCAUAAUUCAACUAUCUACAUAGGACAAAAUACACACAUGGUAUAUUGAUGUAUUUAUCCUUGUUCAAACAAUUUCAAAAGCAGCUUUUAUAAACUCUGCUGCCCUCUUCUGACAGAACACCCCCAGGCUUACUACUGCUGAUUUGUCAUUGUUGAAAAUAACAUUAAGAUGUGUAUGCACUAUAUCACCAUUAAAGUGUAACAUAAGCUUACUUUACAGUUCUUUAUUAUUUUUCAAUAAAAGAACUAUGAUGUUUAAAUUC
Molecule: messenger RNA, 2691 nt
Organism: Boleophthalmus pectinirostris (great blue-spotted mudskipper)
Lineage: Eukaryota; Metazoa; Chordata; Actinopteri; Gobiiformes; Gobiidae
Gene: vwa1
Product: von Willebrand factor A domain containing 1
Exons: 6
Coding region: 287-1840 (517 amino acids)
Molecular function (GO): protein binding
Source: RefSeq, a predicted model, not a curated record